AUGUCGUUCUGUAGGAUAACGGGAAAAUGUCGCUCGUUACCGAAACCAAACUACUUCCCGAUGCUGCCGCCAAUUUCACCGGCCGCCGCCAAACGCUUCUGCAGGGUGACGGGCAAGGCGUAUGGGCUGCCAUCGCACCACUUCAUCCCGGUGUCGCUGGUGCGUGCGGGCGGCUCUGGCAAAGACCGCUGCCGGGUGACGAACGUGUCGGCCGAGCUGGAUCCGCACCAUUACCAGCCGACGGACGCGUACGGCUGCCGGAAGCACACGGUACUUUGCGCGUUCCGGUACGUGCUCCCGGUGCUGGACGAUGACGAUGAGGCGCAGCGCAACCUGAGCGCCAUCCUGCAGGCGAAGACGAAACCGCUCGAGCAGGGCCUGUACGUGUACCGGGUGGACGAGCGGAGCUACGGGCUGGUGUUUCCGGCCCGGCUGGAGGCAGCGGUGCGCGAUGGAGACGUGCGGGACGUGCUGCUGGCGAAGGAGUCCGACAAGCUGCUGAUCAAGCUGCGCAAGGGCAACAGCGUGAGCGUUCCGCUGCGUGCGGUCGAGGAGGCGUCGUCGAUGCUCGGCGAACUGUACGAAGGGGAGGGCCCGCGGGCGGAGGUGAUUAAGCGGCGGGAACAGGAGGAGGCAAAGCGGCCACGGCCGAAGGGCGGUGCGGCACUGUCGAGCAUCGCGAACAUUUUCGAGCAAAAGGAAAAGGUGCAGGACGAGGCGGCUGAAGAGGAGCAACGGUUCAUCGAGGAGCACCGGGAGAAAGCGGCCCGGCUUGCGGUGGAGCGCAGGGAGCGGCAGAGGGCCGAGAAGCUACACGCACUGCAGCUCAAUGGGCACCUGUUGGAGCAGGGUCCGCCGGAACUGGCCGAUCUGGUGAAGCCUCUGAUCGAAUCCUGGGAUUGGAGCACGCUCGAACGUGAGGCGGCUGAACAGGGUGCUGGAGGUGCGGUACGGGGUACGGUGGAGGUACUGCCGAAGGUCCUGAACGUGGUCCCGGUGCAGCUACCCGCGACACGAUCCCAGGUCGAUCCCUCCCAGCUGGAACGCUGCUCUGGACUCGAAGCCGCUUCUUACGUUGGAGUGAUAAGUCCGGUUCGCGUAGAACUACGACCGGACCGGGCUAAAGCGCUGGCCGCGUUGGGAUCCGAGGUGCUGGACACGUUGGCCCACGUUGACGAGCGGCUGGCGGGUGGCGAAGGUGCCGAACUGCUUCCCCACCUGGAUGAUCUCGCCUCGAUCGUAGCACAUCUCGCGCAAGCCCAACCAACGGAAGUGAACGGCGUUCCCGGAGUGAGACUCGUCGUGAACCAUCAGCCGGUGUUCGUGCCCGGUCAGAUGGUGAUGGUCGGUGGUAAGGCCACCUUCGUGCCGGGACAAUCGCUUCCGGGAGCCUCCCCACCCGGUACGCUGGAGUUUGUGCCUGGCGUGACGAUAACCGGGCAUGACGGUACGGUGCAGUUCAUCCCGGGCGAGGUCCAGCCGAAGGUCGGCUUCGUUGCGGGUCGAGCCAUCGACGGCCAGUUCGUCUGUGGACAGGUGCUCACCGUGGGCGGGGAGCCUCGAUUCGUACAAGGUCAGACGAUCGUGACACCCGAGGGCGUUACCAAGUUUGUCGCGGGAGUGACGGACGAGCGGACGGGAGUGUUUGUUGCGGGUCAACCCAUCGAAACGCCCCAGGGACUACAAUUCGUUCCGGGCCAAACCAUUACCGUGCAAGGCAAGGAACGGUUCAUCCCCGGCCAGAACGUACCGAAUCCGGACCAUCCGGGUGAGCUGGUGUUCGUGCCGGGACAAACGGUAGAGGACCGGUUCGUGCCGGGCAAAACGAUCGUUACGCCGGAGGGAGCCAAGUUCGUGCCAGGUCAGUACGUCGGAGAGUCGUUCGUUCCAGGCGUGGCCGGUGAGGAUGGACGGUUUGUGCCCGGAGUCAACAUCGACACCAAGGAGGGCUCCAAGUUCGUCGAGGGACAGGUGGUAGUAACGAAGCACGGUGCGGUGUUUAUGCCGGGAACGACGAGCGUCGGUCCAUCGGGAGUUGUGGAGUUCGAGAUUGCCCGCACCAUCGAUGCAGUGCGGUUCAGUGAGGCGUCACCGGUGGGAUUGGUGGUGGAUGGCGAGAGGUUAGAGAGCAGCGAACCGUCAAUCUGCGUCUUUGGCCAUCUGGUGCAGAACGAUGCCGGGGUGGAGUUCUUCCCGGAACGCAUCGGACGCGAGCAUCUACCCGAGGGUAAGGUGGUCCCGGGUAAGCUGGUGCGUCAACAAGCGGACGCCAAGUUCAUCCCGGGCAUCAAGACUGAAGACGAUGGGUUCAUACCUGGUCAGGUGGUUCUGACCGACAAAGGCGAGCAGUUUGUACCGGGUCAGGUGAUCGAAACGUCCGAGGGAAUGAAGUUCGUCCCGGGUCAGAUCAUCGAGACCAAGAGUGGGCCGAAGUUUGUUCCGGGUCAGACAAUGGCGACGCCGGAUGGCCCGAGGUUCGUUCCGGGCCAAAUCAUCAAUACACGCGCCGGUCCUACCUUCAUCCCGGGCCAGGUGAUCAGCACCGACGACGAUGGAGAGCGGUUCGUGCCGGGUCAGAUCGUAGACACCGACGACGGGCCACGCUUUGUGCCAGGCCGUGUGGUCGAGUCGGCCGACAAAGUUACCUUCAUCCCGGGUCGAAUCGUGCAGACGGCUGAUGGACCAAGAUUUGUCGCACCCGAUCUCAAAGAUACCGACGAUGGUGACGAGGAGUUCCUGGUGCAAAGCUUCACCGUCACACCAGAAGAGCUGAAGCUACUCAAACCGAGCGGUCCGGGACCAACCCUUGUUGACGGAGUUCCUGGCGAGACAUCGCUGGUAGUGAGCGCUCUGGAUACGGCAAUGUUAGCUAGUUUGGCUCAGUCCGGCAUGCCGAUCGGCCGCCAGGUGGAAGCAUCCGCCGUCGACUACGUGCUCGAAAGCACCAAGGAGCGUCAAGCAUUGCAACACUUCCUGGCCGAGAACAACCUACCCGGUGCAGGCCUUGACGCACUCGAGACCAUCUUCGAUGGGCUGAAGGCUGUCUGCAGGAAGGUGGACCUGGAGUCGCUACAGUACAAUGCCAACGCCACCACCGACGGACCGAUGGACGGAGGUGUAUGUAACGGUUCAAUUGGAGUGGUGGAGUCACUCGCCUCCAACCUAGCUGCGAUCCUCGCCGAAGUCCCGAGUGACGGUGCACCUACGCGCACCAUGUACGAGAUCAUUGCGGACGCCAUUAAGGCAUCGACUGGCGAGUAUACGGUGGAGGAACUUCAGCACGUCGUGGAGUCUCCUGGCGCUGUGGAUUACCUACUCGGCGUGGUCAAUCGAACGAUCGUGCGCAACAACAUUGACCAGAAGCUUAAAACACUGACUGCGCUUAUCGGAGGCGGUGAUGGGGAAGCGAUCGAACAAGAACUGCCACUGGAGCAGAACCGUGACGCCAUCGAGGAGUUCUGUCAGUUGUUGGACAACGGAGGAAUGUCGGAGGCGUUUGUUAACCUACUCAAAAAGGACGAGCAUCUGUUCAAGUCGAUUGUCACCAGCCUGAAGAGCUCGGGCGUGGUCGAGGAUAGCGUCAAUAUCUCGGAGAUCCUGCAGACGGCACUGGUCGAGGGUAUUCAGGAUCGUGCGCAGGCUGCGCUUGGCGAAAUGCUGGAAGAUGGCGGAUCGCAGGAUGCACUCCGUGCACUUCUCCGCAAGUCGGAAGGACUGGCACAGGCACUGGGGCACACAAAGGAGGCGGAAACGUUCCAGUACCUUCGAACGCAUCCCGAGGCGCUGCGCGAUCUGCACCGGGAAGACGAGCUGUUCACCAUCAUAAACAGGGUGUUGAUCAUGGAGCAGCUAGCCGAAGACGAUGAUGAGUAUCGGGAGCUGAUGGAUGGGCUCGAGAAGACACCCGGACACGCCACCAAGAGUGAUAAGCUCCGUGAACUGAUCCGCCAAAGUGGAGCGCUGUCGUAUGCGCCUGCCCGUAAGCUCGCCCUCGAGACAUCUCGUGACGUGCCUCUUUCGCUGUUCUACACCAACAACCAACUCGCUAUCGAGGAGUUCUUCCUGAAGAGCGGAGGCGGUGGUGUUGGUGGCAAGACGCUGCGACGCUGCCCUCGGGCCUUCCUGAUCAUCAAACGUGGUUUCCAGGCGGUAAUACCACGCGAAUCGAGUCAUGAAGUUCUAGCCGGCAAGAUCGCCUAUACCGUGCUUGAUGAGGACGGUAUACGACACUUCCAGCCACUCAAUGUACUGUCGGCGUUACGUAUAACGCCCAAGUUCGUGCACCGCUUCUCGAUGUACACCUGCGAGUUCCAGGAGGAACCGGACACGUGCGACACCUUCAGCACCAGUAGCAGCAGUCACGAUGGGUUAGACGUGCUCGAUGACUCUGCCUACUUCUACCGGCCGCCCCUAUCUCGCCGUGGCUCACAGAGAACCACCAACGGGACGGCCUCACCUAAGACUUACAACGGAAUCGGCAGCACACCGCGCAAUAAGCUGGAACGCCAGGAGUCUUACAGUCCGCGUCUAGUGACCCGUAAAUUUCCACCCAUGAAUGGUUUCCACCCGAGCAGCGGCCCCUUGCAUCAGCAUCUUCCACAUCUUCCGCAUCUUCACCAUCAGCCGCUAUCGCUUCAGCACACUUCCGUCCCAAACCACCAUCAGCAAUUUCACCACCAGCAGCAGCAGCGCCAUACGCAGCCCAGUCCGAUCGCACACCAGAAGCUGUACGCACACCCGAGCGUACCGGCAGACAAUGUUAAGACUCUACCGAUGGCAAUGAGGAUAGCGAUCAAGGCCUCGCUUGCGCAGGGUCGUGAACCGGCAACCUGCUAUCGAUCCAGCAGCCGGGACUCGAUCCAUCGGACGCCGUCCCGUGCGAACGUGCACGACUGGAACUGGAAGUGA
This is a messenger RNA of Anopheles coustani, 4908 nucleotides long. RefSeq lists its product as uncharacterized. The transcript is spliced from 2 exons. Bases 1 to 4908 code for a protein of 1635 amino acids. The record is from RefSeq and is a predicted model, not a curated record. Lineage: Eukaryota; Metazoa; Arthropoda; Insecta; Diptera; Culicidae.